UGAGCGACGAUUUUCAGCUGUUCCCCACCACCUCAACUCCCAUCCCUGCUGUCAGUCGUCCAAUGAGUAAAUUUAUGACCCUGAAGCCAAUUGCUCUGUCUUUCUACAACCAGAACACAACGAGUGGCAGAAGGGAAUAGACACCUCAAAUGGUAAGAUCAUGCACAAAAUAUGAAAUAUUUGUGAGACUUUAUUUAGAUGCAAUCACAGGAAGCAACUAUGGAUAGGUCUCAAUGCCGCAUUGGAUUACUGGGGGAGUUGGCUCCUUUUGAAUGCUACCAUCGAGAAUCCGGGUACCCUAUUUGUGAGGUAAUGACGAAGCCCUGAGACGGUGCAACUGCCUCACCGUGCCUCCAGGCAUUGUCUUCACAGUUGUGGGAAUUUGUCAAUUGAUCUGUCUCUAGUUUCCUGGACUUGCACUGUGACGAAUCCACAUCAUGAGAUGGAUAGCCACUCAUCGUUCGAUCCCAUACUCACAUAGCGAUUCUUUGAGGAUCGCUUGCCGGCUUUCCACUGAAAGGUUGUUUGGCAUUGCAAAUGAGCCCUUCCGAUUACGAAGUUUUUGGCAUUGGUGUUGUCCACCUCAAGGAGUUGCAAUGCAAGUUGCAAAUUUCUUUCUACAAACCAGGUUUUUUAGGUAUGGACUUGUCAAAUUGACCUUUGCAGCAACUGUUGGUUAGCUCCUCCUAUCCUCGUAGCGGUUCUCGUUUCGGAGGGAGGCCGGAGGGAGUCCGGACGGAAUGAAUUUCACGAGCGGCUUGACUUUAGUAAUUCAAGUAUAGAGAACACUGCAUUUUCAUAGGAACUGAACGCUUGAGUGUCAAUUAAAAACUCGUGAUCUUCCGCAAGUUUGGUAUUCCUAUUACGCAGUGGCCGCUACUCGGCAUAGUGUAGAAGUAGCAGUAGACUUUAUGAAGAAGCCGAUACUAUGUGUGCUCCGAGAUAAUCUCGUUCGUCAGCAAGAGUUUCUAAAAAAAAUCAACAGCGGAAAGCAUCGCAUAGAGAGUAUAGUGAGGGAGUAGAGAUAGCCAAGAUGGUGCUGACUCUGAAGCAUACUGCGCCGAGACUACUACAUCUAAGCCUCUUACUUCUGGCACUACAUUACCGGCUUUGUGAGGCGUUGAACUCUGAAGGGCUACUACUACAGUCCUUCAAGCAACGCCUGACUGAUCCUUCAGGCGUUCUCAGCAACUGGAAUGCUUCAGAUGAGACUCCAUGCAACUGGAAAGGUGUCGUUUGCCGAAAUUCGACCAACGCCGUCGCUUUCAUAGAUCUCCCGUACGCGAAUCUCACGGGGACCAUUUCUUCUCAGUUAGCCGGUUUGAAGCAGCUAAAACGCUUAAGCCUCCUAAACAAUCAAUUCCGCGGGAAAAUUCCUGAGUCUUUCAGCAACCUCACAAGCUUGGAAGUCUUGAAUAUGCGCAGCAAUGCUAUCUCCGGGAACAUCCCAGCAACUCUGGGAUCACUGAAGGACCUCCGCCUUAUGGAUUUGUCGAACAACGAGCUCGAAGGUCCAAUUCCUGAAAGUUUUAGUGCGAUGAUAGGGUUACUUUAUCUGAACUUAUCCAACAAUCUUCUUGUCGGAAGAGUUCCAGAGGGAGCUCUCCGGCGCUUCAAUACAUCCUCCUUUGUCGGGAACACCGAUCUAUGUGGAGGUGAUAUACAAGGGCUGUCUUCGUGUGAUUCAUCUUCCCCACUUGCCCCUGCUUUGGGACCCUCCCGAUCAGCGUCGUCCAGCAAGUCUUCUUUUAGCGCGGCGCAGAUAGUUCUCCUGUCGGUGGGCUUGUUCCUCUCUUUUAAAUUCGUCAUUGCAGUGCUCAUCAUCGUGCGUUGGAUGAGGAAGGAUAGCAACAUCGAAAUCGAUCUCGGAUCGGGCGGGAAAUUAGUAAUGUUCCAAGGGGCUACGAUGGACCUCCCUUCGUCCAAGGAAAUGUUACGUGCCGUGCGCCUGAUUCGCAAGAAACACAUCAUCGGAGAGGGCGGUUACGGAGUCGUCUACAAAUUACAAGUGAACGAUCAUCCGACCUUGGCAAUUAAGAAGCUCAAGACAUGCUUAGAGUCGGAGCGUAGCUUCGAAAACGAGUUGAGCACUCUCGGAACCGUGAAGCACAGGAAUUUAGUGAGGCUGCGGGGUUUCUGCUCAUCUCCCUCAGUGAAGCUACUAAUCUUCGACUAUCUGCCAGGCGGCAAUGUCGAUCAACUCCUCCACGGCGAGAAGGAGGAGAACGUUGUGGUGGAUUGGUCGAUUCGGUACCGGAUAGCGCUCGGGGUGGCUCGCGGCCUCGCAUACCUUCACCACGCCUGUGAGCCGCGCAUCAUCCAUGGCGAUAUCAGCUCAUCUAACAUACUUCUCGACACCGGGUACGAGCCCUAUCUUUCCGACUUUGGGCUAGCGAAGCUGGUGACCACUACUGACACGCACGUGACCCUCAACGUGGGCGGCACAUUCGGCUACGUCGCACCGGAGUUCGCCAAAUCGGGCCGGGCCACGGAGAAAGUAGACUCGUACAGUUACGGCGUGAUCUUGCUGGAGCUUCUUAGCGGGCGGAGGGCAGUGGACGAGUCCCUGGCGAAUGAGUACGCCAACCUCGCGGGCUGGGUCCGGGAGCUUCACAUCGCCGGCAAAGCCAAGGAAAUCGUCGAUCAGAAUCUGAGGGACACAGUCCCAAGCGUGGACCUGGACCUGGUGCUGGAAGUCGCAUGCCAUUGCGUCUCCCUGGAUCCCGAAGAGAGACCCCACAUGAGCAAAGUAGUGGAGAUGCUGGAGCUUCUCUCAGUGUCUGGGUUGUCACCCGGCUGCGCGUCGAUCCGGACAUCGCUGGAAGCACUGGAGAGAUCCGCAUCUUGCAAGCCCUUGGUCUCCGACGUCCCAGGAUUUCGACCAGUCGGCAGCUACUUCAUUUUUGAUACAUAAUGAACAGUUUUCGAAUGUCUAGAUCGACAUUGCACGGACAAAUCUUGCAAAGAGAGUCGUACCAUACGGCAAAGUUGCCACCGACAGUGGAUAAAACUGAGGGAGAUUCACAAUACACCAACAACGCAAUUAAGAGUACAUUCUAUUUUACUUCCGUGAUUAGUGUCUCGACUGUAAGAGAUAAAGUACAGAUCAGCAGCGGCUAAUCGAAGUUUCAGUUGUUCUAAAUUAGGGUUCGGAUAACAUGUAAACUACUUAGCUUUGUACACGUGUCGUUAUCUAAAGACACGAUGAAACAAUGAUUCUCUUGUCCAACGUGAUGAAUGUUCUAGAACAGAAAGUGGAGGGGUGCGUUUCAUAUUAACACUCCCUCUCACGCUCAACUUUCACACGCGCAGCAUGUUACCACACAGAUUUAAGUUGUCUAAAGCUGUUCGGGAGUUGUUGAUACAGGUAGACGAUCUAAAAACAUUAAGUUUCUUGUUCUCAUCGUUAAGAAUGCUUGUUUAGAGUUUUCUCA
Physcomitrium patens is the source of this 3434-nucleotide messenger RNA. Its product is annotated as receptor-like serine/threonine-protein kinase At1g78530. Lineage: Eukaryota; Viridiplantae; Streptophyta; Bryopsida; Funariales; Funariaceae. Gene Ontology annotation, molecular function: protein binding; protein kinase activity; ATP binding. Gene Ontology annotation, biological process: protein phosphorylation. The record is from RefSeq and is a predicted model, not a curated record.